AUGACUUUCACUGCUGAUGAUUGCCUCGGGGUCCAAUACAAACACGAAGAUACACUGGUAAUCUCGAUGUACCACACCAACCACAACGUUCAUAGAUUACUGAUCGACGGAGGGAGUUCCUUCAACAUCAUCUUCAAGAAUUUAUUUGAACAACUGAUCCUCGAGGAAGCCGAGGAAUCCAUAACAAAACUCAGUUACCCACUGAUCAGAUUCAACGGAUCCGCAACGGUUCCCCGAGGAAAGAUCACAUUACUAGUCACAAUCGGCAAAGGCCAAGCCGCGAGGAACAUCCGAGAGGAAUUCUUAGUGAUGGAUUGCGGCUCAGUGUACAAUGUCAUCAUGGGACGAACCAUGAUCCACAAAAUGCAAGCAAUCCCAUCUACAUACCAUCAGAUGAUGAUAUACGUCUCGGACGCAGGCUUCGCCGAGCGAGUAAAAGGAGAUCAGGAGGUCGCAAGGAGAACUGGCCAUACUGCUAUCGCCGAGACUGGGAGAUGGUUCCGAAGACGAUGA
Spinacia oleracea (spinach) is the source of this 513-nucleotide messenger RNA. RefSeq lists its product as uncharacterized. The record is from RefSeq and is a predicted model, not a curated record. Bases 1 to 513 code for a protein of 170 amino acids. The transcript has a single exon. Lineage: Eukaryota; Viridiplantae; Streptophyta; Magnoliopsida; Caryophyllales; Amaranthaceae.